This is a messenger RNA of Solea senegalensis (Senegalese sole), 4531 nucleotides long. RefSeq names its product non-SMC condensin I complex, subunit D2 (gene ncapd2). The record is from RefSeq and is a predicted model, not a curated record. Gene Ontology annotation, molecular function: histone binding. The transcript is spliced from 32 exons. Lineage: Eukaryota; Metazoa; Chordata; Actinopteri; Pleuronectiformes; Soleidae. Gene Ontology annotation, biological process: meiotic chromosome condensation; mitotic cell cycle; mitotic chromosome condensation. Gene Ontology annotation, cellular component: nucleus; condensed chromosome, centromeric region. The coding region runs from base 125 to 4327 and encodes 1400 amino acids.
CGAUGUCGGAGCAAAUUUAAAUCUGAACGUUCAGUGGCGGUGAACGCAGAGCAGAGCAGAGCAGGCUUCACGGCAGUUACUGGCUGAUAUUGUCACUAACAGUACUGCGAGCAACAGAGCAGGGAUGUCGUGGGAUUUCUUUUUACCUGUGUGUUUAGGAGACCUGGUUAAGACUGGUGGAAUCAACCAGUAUGUUGUUCAGGAUGUGGUAUCCCCAAAGCAGCUGCCAUCCAGUAUCAAUAAAUUUAAGGCUGCAUUGCGGAGUCAGGGGCCUCUGUGUAUACUGGAACACUUUGAUACUGGCUACAGUGUGCUACAGCACUGUAACUCAGUGGAGCUGGGUGUUAAGGAGGAUACUCUGGAAAUACUAAUACAAGUGGUUAGUGGCCUGGCAGGGUCCCUGCCAGCAGUCCUUAUCACCGCGUCCCUCACAGCUGAAGAGCGCAAAGAGAAACUUAAUGCAUUAAAAAUGAGUGUCUUCCUGCUCUGCAAGCUCACAGAGACCCUUGAGUGUUACUCAUGCAGGCAGAGUUUUGUCACAGCACCUGGGAAGGGUGGUAAAAAAGGUAAAGCUGGUGGAGAGGGACUGCUGCAGUGGGAUUCAGAGAGAGAGAAAGUUCUGCAGGCCCUUAUCCAGCUCCUCCAGCUGGAUAUCCGCUCCCUCUGGAACCUCUCCCUGGUGGAGGAAGAGUUCAUCAGCUGUGUGACCUGCUGUUGUUACAAACUACUUGAGAACCCAACCAUCAGUCAUGUCAAGAACAAACCCACCAGGGAAAGUAUAAUCCACUUACUGGGUGUGUUGAUCAAGAAGUACAAUCACCUCCUUGGUGCAAGUGUAAAGGUGAUCCAGUUACUACAGCACUUUGAGCAUUUGGCAUCUGUUUUUGCUCAGGCAGUGUCUGUGUGGAGCACAGAAUAUGGAGUCAGGACUAUCAUAGGAGAAGUGAUAAGGGAGAUCGGUCAGAAGUCUGGUGAGGAGCUUGCCAGGGAGGGGUCUGGGGUCAAAGCCUUUGCUUCCUUCCUGUCAGAGCUUGGAGCCCUGGUCCCCGAUUUAAUGAUCCCCACAAUCAGCCUGCUCAUUACUCAUCUAGAAGGAGAGAGCCAUACAAUGCGUGUUGCAGUUUGUGAAGUGCUGGGAGAGACCCUUGUCCGUGUCCUGUGUGGCGACAGCCUUGAUGAAUCUAGUAAAGCUGACCGUGACAGAUUCUUUGACACUCUUCAGGAACAUCUGCAUGACACACACUCCCAUGUUAGGGCACGUGUGUUGCAAGUGUAUACACGAAUCGUCAACAGCAAGGCACUGCCUUUGUGCAGGUAUAGUGAGGUGAUGGAGCUUGCUGUUGGGCGACUAAUGGACAAAUCUAUAAAUGCUGUGAAGAGUGCUAUCCAGUUGUUGGCAGCCUUCAUUGCACACAAUCCAUACAGCUGCAAGUUGAGCAGUGCCGAUCUAAAGAAACCGCUGGAGAAAGAGACAACUAAAUUCCGAGAGAUGAAAGAGAAACUAGAGGGGAAAGCACCAGUGGCAGUGAUUAAAGCAUCUGAGCUUUGGGCCGCUAUGGAACCUGAGCUGCUCAUCACAGUCAGUACAGAGCUGGAACCACAAAGUGAUACGGAGAAGGUGCAGCAGGAAGAAGAGGACGGCGGAGAAGCAGAAGAAGAAAAAGAGGCAGAAGACGACAGGGCUACUGCAGUGAUGAUUGCCCAGUACCUCCGUGUCAACAAAUACAGGAAUGCUGUGCGUCUUUGUGUAAAAGCUCACAGCUGCUUCCCUGAAUCUGAGAUGUUUGCCUCUCUGUCCACUCUCACCCCUGAGACUCUAAUGGAAACACUGGCUCUUAUUUUCAAAGGCUCUGAUGAUGAUGAUGAUGCCGCUGAGCUCAGCCAGAAUAUGCCGCCUACCCCACAGAAAGAGGGGGAGAAAGAGGGGGAGGAUGGGGAGCUGAAGAAGCAGGAGAUGUUGGUGCAAUACCUGAAAGAUACAGAAACUUUUGCUUUACAAGUGGAGAGAGCAAUUUCUGUUAUCAACACCAUGCUCUAUUUGAAAACCGCAUCAGUGGUUCAGGAGGCUGUGCAGUUCUGCGUGACAGUGUGCGAGUUCGGUGUUGCCAACUCUGUCAGUGGAGUGAGGAAGAUGUUGCCACUCGUCUGGUCAACUGACACUGCCAUUAAAGAUGCUGUUGUUCAAGCCUACAGACGCCUUUUUCUGAACCCUCAGGGAGACAACGUCAGGAUGAAAGCCCAGACUCUAGUGGACAGUCUUUCAGAGCUAAUGGUGGAUGCAUCACUGGGAACAAUCCAAUGUCUUGAGGAGAUAGUACAGGAGUUCUUCGGCAGUGGCAGCAAUCUCCAGUCCACUGUUGUGCAGGUCUUGUGGGAAAGGUUUACUGGGAAACGAGAGACUUCUGGUCUACACAGACGAGCAGCAGUGUUACUGCUGGGUAUGGCUGCACGGGCAGAGAGAGAGGUGGUUCUCAGUAAUCUGGACACUCUGUGCUCCGUCGCUCUUGGAGAAAAAGUGACUGAAGACUUCCUUCUGGCCAGAGACUCAGUAAUAACCAUCGGCAGUAUCACUGACCAUGUCAGGCAAUCAAAAGGUGCUCCAUUCAGAUUGCCCCAGGACCAUCAGCUCUUCAGCUGCCUCACCCAGGCCAUUGCUGACGGUGUGGUGAUGAAAGACCCUUACUGGCAGAGCUUCAUGGAACAGGCUGUUCGUCUCAUCUACUUCCUAGCUGAAUCCCCUGAUCAGCUGUGCUCACGGCUGCUCCAGCGCAGUGCUCGCCUCUUGUUGGAUCAAAUUGCUGAAGGUGGGGAAGUUAACAAAGAUCCUGACCAAACGCAAGAUGGAUCUCAAGAGUCCAGUGAACAAGUGAACUGUGUGUGUCUGGCCCAGCUGUUGGCUCUGUGUGGCUGUGUGGCCUUCUGGCAGGUGUCCCACCUUGAGCGCAGUGUGAGUGCAGAGCUGCGGAGGAGAAGAGGAGAGACAGAAGAGAGGGAGGAGAAAGAGAAAGGCCCAUCCAGCAAAGCCAAGCAAGCAGCCAAUGAGAGUGCCAUGGAGGAGGAGCUUGGAUUGAUGGGUGCUUCUGCUGAAGAUACAGAGGCUGAACUCAUCAGAAAGAUCUGCGAGACCGAAUUACUUGCUGAGGAGAACUUGCUAUGUGCAUUUCUUCCCCUGCUGGUGAAAGUCUGCAGCUCCCCAGGACGUUACUCCCACCCACAGCUCACCACUGCUGCCUGUCUGGCACUCUCUCAGUACAUGAUGAUAAGCCCAUCUGUGUGUGAGGAGAACAUCCGUCUCAUGUUUACCGUGCUGGAGCGCGCUUCUCUUCCAGUUGUCAGAGCUAAUGCAGUAAUUGCCCUUGGAGACCUUACUGUUCGUUUCCCAAACAUUUUGGAGCCCUGGACACAGAAUCUCUAUGCCAGGCUCAGUGAUGAGAUUCCAUCAGUGAGGCAGACAGCUGUGACAGUUCUUACCCAGCUGGUACUUAAGGAUGUGCUCAAGGUCAAAGGACAAGUCAGCGAGGUGGCUGUGCUGCUAAUUGACCCUGAGCCACACAUCGCCAGCCUCGCACUGAACUUCUUCAAUGAAUUGGCCACCAAGGACAAUGCCAUCUAUAACCUUCUACCAGACAUCAUCAGUCGCCUGUCUGAUCCAGAGAGGGGCAUGAGCUCAGAUGACUUCAACAUUAUCAUGAAGCAGCUGUUCUCCUACAUCACCAAAGAAAGACAGACUGAGUCUCUGGUAGAGAAAAUGUGUCAGCGCUUCAGGACUGCCAAGACGGAGCGUCAGUGGUGUGACUUGGCCAUGUCUCUGUCUCUGCUGUCGAUGUGUGAGCGUGGCUUUAAGAGGCUGCAGGAGUGCUGGGAGUGUUACAGUGACAAGUUGACUGAACCCGGAGUUUACCAGCCUCUACUCUCCAUCACUGCCAAGCUCCGCCGUGGGGCUAAACCCCAGUUUAAGGCCCAGGUAGAUGAGUUCGAAAAGCGUCUGACUGCAGUACACACACGUGGGCUGGAGAAUGUAGAAAGCCCUGAGAUGGACGAGGAAACCCAAAAAGAAGGACCCUCUGAGAAGACCGUCAUGCGUACACCUUUGCCCGCCCGGGGCCGUCAAAGGACCAAGAGAGGUCAAACAAAGCCUUCAACAUCCAGCCAUGGUGACGACAGUUUUAUGACGCCUCGGAAGUCUCGCAAGUCCAAGAAACCGGUGAUCACCUUUAGUAGUGAUGAAGGGGAGGAUGAAGAGGAUGCUCUAAUGGCAGAGAGUGAGACGCCUAAAGUGACAACACCCAUCGCCCGUACAUCCAGAAGAGCUCGCCUCAGAAACUGAUUUCUGUUUUUGUUGUAUUUGUCUUAUUUUUGUGUAACUUUUUAAUCUUUUAUCCAAAAUGAAAGUUUUUUGCCUUUUUAUUUUAUUUUUUUUAAAUCUUGUAUAUUUUUAAGAUACUGGUUCUUAGCAGCAAACGGCAGUCAUCUAACAUGUAAUAACAGACCCAAGACAUCUUUUUAUAAUAAACCUGUUUGUGGUUUUGAA